CCAAACAAGUUUAAAAAAACUCCAAGACCCGUACCCAUCUUCUUCUCACCUAUCUAACUUCUUCGUCCACUAAUGCUUCAGAGAGAGAGAGAGAGAGGGAGAGAGGUCCAUUUCACUUGGAGAGAGAUGUCAUUCUCCAUUUAGUUUGUGGGUUAAGCAAUAUUACUUGAGUGAAAUUCCGAAGGAAGAGAAGCUCCAUCUCCCUCUCAUACUUUCUAUUAAGAACGAGGGCAUAGCAAGUCACAUAGAGAGAGAGAAACCCAUCUCAUUCUUUAUCUGGUUUUGAUCGUCACAUAGAGAGAGAGAGAAACCCAUCUCAUUCUUUAUCUGGUUUUGAUCCUCAAAGGAGAGAGGGAGACAGAGAAAGAGAAAGAGAGAGCGAGAUGGAGGAUGAGCAUGAGCCUCUUUUGAAUCGAGAAAGCCGAGGAAAUGGGAAUAGUUUCGUCGAAUUUGAAGGGGACAUAGAACCCACAAGGAGCUUGGGUGAGUUCAGUAGAGAGUUUGCGGUUGAAUCGAAGAAGCUAUGGUAUUUGGCAGGGCCAGCUAUAUUCACAUCGAUAUGUCAGUAUUCGCUGGGUGCGAUCACCCAAGCAUUUGCAGGCCAUUUGGGUACCCUCGAGCUCGCAGCUGUUUCCAUGGAGAAUUCUGUUAUCGCUGGCUUCUCUUUCGGUCUUCUGCUUGGCAUGGGAAGUGCACUAGAGACACUAUGUGGGCAAGCCUAUGGUGCUGGGCAAUUGGACAUGCUAGGCAUAUACAUGCAAAGAUCAUGGGUCAUCCUCAUCACAACUGCCCUCAUACUCUCCAUAUUCUAUGUCUUUGCCACUCCAUUCCUCAUUCUCAUUGGACAAGACCACAGAAUAGCUGCUGCAGCAGGAUUAUUUUCCCUAUACAUGAUACCCCAACUCUUUGCAUAUGCUGUGUAUUUCCCUAUUCAGAAAUUCUUACAAGCACAGAGCAGGAUGAUGUCUAUGGCUGUCAUAGCCAGUAUUGCUCUAUUGCUCCACACUUUCUUCAGUUGGUUGGUGAUGAUCAAGUUGAAUUGGGGCAUGGUUGGAGCUGCAGUGGUGCUGAAUGGCUCAUGGUGGUUCAUAGUGGUGGCUCAGUUGGUUUAUAUUUUUUGUGGGAGUUGUGGAAGGGCUUGGAGUGGGUUUUCAUGGAUGGCAUUUCGAAAUCUCUGGGGUUUUGUUAGACUCUCCGUAGAAUCUGCAGUUAUGUUGUGCAUGAAUAUCCUGGGAUGGGCUGUUAUGGUUGCCAUAGGAUCAAAUGCGGCUACAAGGUUAGCAAAAGAAUUGUUCCAAGUCAAAAAUAUUCACAAUGUGAGGGUGUCAAAUGAAUUGGGAGCUGGGCAUCCAAGGACUGCAAAGUUUUCAGUGGUGGUAGUGGUGACCACAUCUUUCAUCUUGGGAUUUGUUCUCUCUAUGAUUUUGUUAGCAACAAAGAAUGACUGGCCAAAAGCAUUCACAAGCAGUGAGGAAGUUAAAAACCUGGUCUCUGAGCUCACCCCCCUCCUUUGUAUUUCCAUUGUAGUGAACAAUGUACAGCCAGUGUUCUCAGGGGUGGCCAUUGGAGCUGGGUGGCAAGGUCUGGUGGCUUAUGUGAACAUUGGAUGCUAUUACAUUUUUGGCAUUCCUCUGGGUCUCCUCUUGGGCUACAAGCUUGACUUUGGAGUCAAAGGAAUUUGGAAUGGGAUGCUUGCCGGGACUGUGGUGCAAACGCUAAUUCUCAUUUGGAUGACAGACAGAACAAAUUGGAACAAAGAGGCAUCCAUUGCUGGGGACAGGUUAAAGCAUUGGGGAGGAGAAGUUGCGAAGGCUAAUGAUGCAUAGAAGUAGCAGUAACUCGAUCUUCUUUUACUUGCUUUGUGCAAGAUUGUUUUCCAUUUACUUUGGCUUCCAUCACUGGAAGCUUUUGCUAGCAUCAAUUGGAUCAAAAGAAAGAGAAGAAUAAUGAGUGAAAAAAAAAUGCUAUCCACCAUUUCUUUUCUCAAAAAUUUAAAUAAUAAAGAGACAAAUCUA
Molecule: messenger RNA, 2015 nt
Organism: Amborella trichopoda
Lineage: Eukaryota; Viridiplantae; Streptophyta; Magnoliopsida; Amborellales; Amborellaceae
Product: protein DETOXIFICATION 29
Biological process (GO): xenobiotic detoxification by transmembrane export across the plasma membrane
Cellular component (GO): membrane
Molecular function (GO): xenobiotic transmembrane transporter activity; antiporter activity
Source: RefSeq, a predicted model, not a curated record